Molecule: messenger RNA, 399 nt
Organism: Lichtheimia ornata
Lineage: Eukaryota; Fungi; Mucoromycota; Mucoromycetes; Mucorales; Lichtheimiaceae
Product: histone H2A
Exons: 1
Coding region: 1-399 (132 amino acids)
Cellular component (GO): nucleosome
Molecular function (GO): structural constituent of chromatin; DNA binding; protein heterodimerization activity
Source: RefSeq, a predicted model, not a curated record
AUGUCUGGAGGAAAAUCUGGAGGAAAGUCUGCUGCUGCUGGUGCCAAGUCUCAAACUCGUUCUGCUAAAGCCGGUCUUCAGUUCCCGGUUGGUCGUAUCCAUCGUCUCUUACGUCGUGGCAACUAUGCUCAACGUGUGGGUGCUGGUGCUCCUGUUUAUCUCGCUGCCGUUCUUGAAUACUUGACAGCUGAAAUCCUUGAAUUGGCCGGCAAUGCGGCUCGCGAUAACAAAAAGUCUCGGAUCAUUCCUCGUCACUUGCAAUUGGCCAUUCGAAACGAUGAAGAGUUGAACAAGUUGCUUGGCCACGUCACUAUUGCACAAGGCGGUGUGCUUCCCAACAUCCACAGCAGCUUGUUACCAACCAAAACCAAAAAGGCUGGUGCUUCUCAAGAGUUGUAA